Molecule: messenger RNA, 606 nt
Organism: Peniophora sp. CBMAI 1063
Lineage: Eukaryota; Fungi; Basidiomycota; Agaricomycetes; Russulales; Peniophoraceae
Source: the annotation of a GenBank genome assembly
AUGCUGUUUCUAUCGACACUCACGCGCAGCAUCAGUGCUCUCGUACAAAAACGUGCUUCCUCGCCGUCGGGUAUCAUAGUGGUGACGCAGCCUAAGACGCCGAGGUUGCCGUCUCUGCCUGGUACCACGCUCGAGGGAGGGCGGCUGUGCAGAGCCUUUGCUAAUAGCCCGGAAGUCCUCUUCGUCUUGGAUGGGGAGACGGCGACCACUGCUACAGUGAAAGAGGCAUUGAGCCAACGACCAUGGUUGCACCUCGCCUGCCACGGAUCGCAAGAUCUCACCAACCCUCUGAAGAGCGCAUUCGUGUUGCAUGAUGGCCCGCUGUCGCUGUCCAACCUGAUGAAUACGACGGCGGACAACGCGGAGCUCGCCUUCCUCUCCGCGUGUCAAACAGCCGGGGGCGAUGAGAAGAUCCCCGAGGAGUCGAUGCACCUGGCGGCUCGGAUGCUGGCUGUCGGCUUCAAAGGCGUCAUCGCAACGAUGUGGUCGAUCCGGGAUGACGACGCGCCGCUAGUCGUCGAGACGUAUUACAGAAGGCUUCUCGAGCUUCGCGCGUCCAGGAGGUCUCGGCGCAGGCGAGACUGGUGCGGCCUACGCACUCCAUGA